GCCCGGUUGCCUUUCGUCCGACUGGCCGUGCCACCGUGGCAGGUGGUAUGUGGCCUGCCUAUGGGCCCCGCCACGCAUCGUGCGCAAGCUGACGUGGCAGAUUUUUUCUGAUCUAUUGGUGGGGAAGUAGGAGAACUUCGGCGUGAAGAGCGGGGCGACGGUCGACACAUAACAUAUACGACGCGACAACGAAUUUGCGAGAUAAUAUGGCGUCGACUGAGGAUUUACAACGGUGGGCAGAUGCAUGGUUGGCUGAGCUGGAGGAUGGGGAGCUUCAGAUGCAGGAGAUACUGCGGGUGAUGUCAUCUCCAUCAAAUCAUCCAUUACAGGGCCAAGGGGGUGAAUCCCUAAUGGUUGAUUGGAUGGAGGAUAAGAUCCAGCAGAUGCUGGAAAUUAUCUGGGCGUUCGAGGAGGGGCCGGAUCCGGGGCUUGAUGACUUCAUUGAUGGGGAGCGGAAGCGUGGGAUCGUGAGCAGAUGCUACGAUCUAUUUUGGAAAGCGCAGACUCUCUCUGACAGCUAUUGCGUCAACGACAGUGAGGGGGAUAUGACGACAUCGACAAUUUCGACAGUGACGACGGGACUCGGAGAGAACGUCGGCGACAGCGUGGUCAACGGCGAUAAGAGAGUGGAGGAGGUGAGUACUGAUAUCGGUUGUGACGAUAAUAUGAUUUGGGGGUAUAUAACGGCGGGUGGUGAAGAAGAGGGCGACGACUGCGUUGACAACGACAACAAUAACAACAAUGACAACAACGACAUCAAUGACAAGACCUUCACCAACAAGAUCAGCAACAGAGGUGACAGCUGUGAUAACAAUGACGCUAGUAUCGACAACAAUAACAAAGACAACGUCAACAACAACAACGACAACAUCAGCAACAACAUCAACACCAACAAUCAGUUCAAGAAUACCGAAUACAGUGUCCUUGGUGACAACGGGAUUGACAACAACAACAGUGUUGUUGGGAGCGACGGCGAUGCUGAUGAUAGCAGCACUAACAAUAUUGAUGAUAAUGGUAACGAUGGCUUUGGUUGGGAUGAUAUGGAGGAUAUGAGGAUUAAUUGUGGCUGUAGUGGGAUGAUUGGAGUUGUUAGUUGGCAGCGGAUGGGCGUGGGUUAGUUGGUGGUGAUUGGUUUUGCCCGGCCUGCAAUUCUAAUCAGGAUGGGAGGUGGUUAGUUUGGGUUUCUUCUGUCAUCGCUGUUUUGUGAUUACGUUUGCUUGGAAGAGCGGUUAAUCCCCUCUUAGGAGGGCAAUCAAUGCUGCUCUUUACU
This is a messenger RNA of Chara braunii, 1270 nucleotides long. Lineage: Eukaryota; Viridiplantae; Streptophyta; Charophyceae; Charales; Characeae. The record is from the annotation of a GenBank genome assembly.